AUGGGCGGCGGUCCAGAAGGUUUCCGCACCGUUGCGUACUUCGUCAACUGGGCUAUUUAUGCCCGAAAGCAUCGUCCUCAAGACCUCCCUGUAGAGAAUCUCACACAUAUUCUCUAUUCAUUUGCCAAUGUCCGGAGCGACUCUGGCGAGGUCCAUCUCACCGACUCUUGGGCUGACACUGACAUUCACUGGGAUGGCGACUCCUGGAACGAUGUUGGCACCAACCUGUAUGGAUGCAUGAAGCAGCUCAACCUUUUGAAGAAACGCAACCGAAAUCUUAAGGUUCUUCUCAGUGUUGGAGGAUGGACCUAUAGCAGCAACUUCAAGGCCCCCGCCAGCACACCCCAAGGACGCGACACUUUCGCCAAGAGCUGCGUUGAUUUGAUCAAGAACCUCGGUUUUGAUGGUAUCGAUAUUGACUGGGAAUACCCUCAGAACGCUGAUGAGGCGAGAAACUAUGUUGAGCUGCUCGGUGCUGUUCGUCACGAGAUGGACGCUUACUCGCGGACAUUGAGCCAACCCUAUCAUUUUGAGUUGACUGUGGCCUGCCCCGCUGGUGCGCAGAACUUCCAGAAGCUCGAUAUUCGCGGAAUGGACCAAUAUCUUGACUUCUGGAACCUCAUGGCUUACGACUACGCUGGCUCUUGGGAUCAGACUGCGGGACAUCAGGCCAACCUGUACCCAUCUCGAGACAACCCCACAGCAACCCCCUUCUCUACAUCUGCGGCCAUCGACUUCUAUGCUCGCAGCGGCGUCAACCCCCACAAGCUUGUUCUCGGCAUGCCGCUCUACGGCCGAGCGUUUGAGAACACUGACGGCCCUGGUCGUCCCUACCAGGGAACUGGUCCGGGCACCUGGGAGGCGGGAGUGUACGACUACAAGAAGCUUCCUCUCGAAGGCGCGCAAGAGUUUGGCGACGGAGCAUGCUGCGCAAGCUACUGCUAUAACCCCCAGACGCGCACUAUGGUCACUUACGACACGCCCCGAGUCGCGUGGGACAAGGCCGAGUAUGUCAAGAAGUGGAAGCUCGGAGGCGCCAUGUGGUGGGAGAGCAGUGCGGAUAAGGAGGGUGAUCAGAGUCUCAUUACAACAGUUGUGAGGGGAUUUGGAGGACCGGGAGCACUCAUGAGACAGGACAACUGCAUUGAGUAUCCCGCGACCAAGUACGAGAACCUGCGAAAUGGGUUCCCGAACAACUGA
This is a messenger RNA of Fusarium sp. VM40, 1200 nucleotides long. Lineage: Eukaryota; Fungi; Ascomycota; Sordariomycetes; Hypocreales; Nectriaceae. The record is from the annotation of a GenBank genome assembly.